CCAUCCCUUCCUUAAGAACCACUCUGGCCAAUGGUAGUGAGUCUGAAUCUGAGUGAUCAAAAUGAAUCCAGAAAGUCUUACUGCAUCGGCAGCCAUUAACUUUGGCUUGGCAUUCAUAGUUCUCUCACUCUUCUCCAUUUUCAAGAAACAACCUUCUAAUGCCUCCAUUUACUACGCUCGUCGCCUCUCCAAACGACACCAUGUUCACUUUGAGCAGUCUUUCACUCUUUCCCGCUUUCUUCCUUCAGUUGCUUGGAUUCCUCGUGCUUUUCGAGUCACUGAAGAUGAAGUUCUUGAUAUUGGUGGCCUUGAUGCUCUCAUCAUUAUCAGACUCUUCAAAUUUGGGAUAUAUUUCUUUGGAAUUUGUUCUCUUAUUGGAUUAGUGGUACUUCUGCCAAUCAAUUUCGGUGACCAAGAUGAACAAUCUAGCAUCUACCAUUCCAUGGAUCCUUUCACAAUAUCAAAUAUUAGUGCAGGUUCGAACAGGCUUUGGGUGCAUUUUACGUGCUUGUGGUUGAUAUCAUUUUAUGGAUUAUAUCUGUUGUACAAGGAAUAUGACGGAAUUUCGGUUAAACGGAUCCAACUACUUCGGAACCUAAGGCAUCAACCUGAUCGGUUUAAUGUUCUUGUUCGGCAAGUUCCCUUCUGCAAUGAACACAACGCUUAUGGGUGCUCUGUUGAUCACUUCUUCUCUAAACAUCAUCCUAACAGUUACUGUUCUUAUCAGAUGAUAUAUGAUGGAAAAGAUAUCGAAGAUCUGCUGCACCAAGCAAAAUAUGUUGCGAGAAAGAUAGAGGACAUGAGAGGAAAGCUCACAGUUAAGAAACGAGACAAGGAAAGCUUACUCUUAGAUGUAUCUCAAGAAGAUGAUGUGAAAAUAGCUUUGUUUGAGGAAAAGCAGCAAGAAAUUGUUCGUAAGAUUCGUCAAUUACAGAACGAAAGUAUGCUGAAAGGAAAGGAGUUGCCUGUUGCCUUUGUUACAUUCAAGUCCCGACGUGGUGCAGCAUUAGUUUCCCAAACUCAACAGCACUCACAUCCACUCAUAUGGAUCACGGAAAUGGCUCCAGAACCAAGGGAUGUAUCAUGGAGGAGUCUGGAAAUUCCCUUUAAGAUUUUGCCACUUUGCAAAAUCGGGGUCGUUGUUGCAGCAUCUCUCCUCACAAUUUUCUUUGCAGUCCCAGUUACAGCUGUUCAAGGAAUAGCUAAACUUGAGAAACUUAAGAAAUGGUUCCCCCCAGCCAUGGCUAUGGAGCUAAUACCAGGAUUAAGCUCCAUUAUUACAGGGUAUCUUCCAAGUGCCAUUCUCAAAGGCUUUAUAUAUGUUGUUCCCUUUGCAAUGCUUGGCAUGGCUAAAUUAGGCGGUUCGAUUUCAAAGAGCAAGGAGGAGAUUAAAGCUUGCAAUAUGGUUUUCUACUUUCUCGUGGGAAAUGUAUUCUUUUUGAGUUUGAUAUCAGGAUCCCUACUUGAUGAGCUUGGAGAAUAUUUUACCCACCCUAGGAGUAUUCCUAGUCAUCUUGCCAGUGCUGUCUCUUCUCAAGCUGAUUUUUUCGUGACAUACAUCUUAACAGAUGGGUUGUCAGGAUUUUCUUUGGAAAUCCUUCAGCCCGGCUUGCUUGUUUGGGAUGCCGUGAAAUCACACACAGUUGGCGGAUCAGGAGACGAGGAAAAUCCUUACCUUUAUUCAUUGCCCUAUUUUAGAAUCAUCCCUUCAGUCUCCCUAUCAAUACUCAUUGGUAUGGUAUAUGCAGUUGUCGCUCCAUUGCUGCUUCCAUUUCUUGUUGGCUACUUCUAUCUAGGCUACGUUGUAUAUGUCAACCAGAUUGAAGAUGUUUACGAAACUGCUUAUGAUACAUGCGGACAGUAUUGGCCAUACGUUCAUCAUUAUAUAUUCGUCGGAAUCAUUCUUAUGCAAAUCACCAUGAUUGGUCUUUUUGGGCUGAAGUCAAAACCUUCUGCUUCCAUAGCCACAAUUCCACUCUUAUUGCUUACUAUAAUGUUCAAUGAGUACUGCAAGAUACGUUUUCUACCUACUUUUCGCCACUAUUCUGUUAAGGAUGCGGAUGAACAUGAUGAACUAGAUAGGAAGUUCGGUAAGAUGGAAAUAAAUUGUGAGAAUGCCAGAAGUGCCUAUUGUCAGCCCACUUUACAACCAACAAACUUCAUGGCAUCAAAGUCUACUUCCUCGCAGCCAUUGGUUUCUUCAUUGUGAUAUCUUAACAUUGUAAUUCAUUUUCUUCCUUUCUCUUGUACUUUCGAGUACAUUCACCUGAGUUUUCCGAAAAAUUAUUACGCUUAUUUACACUUUGGCUCA
Molecule: messenger RNA, 2311 nt
Organism: Populus trichocarpa (black cottonwood)
Lineage: Eukaryota; Viridiplantae; Streptophyta; Magnoliopsida; Malpighiales; Salicaceae
Product: CSC1-like protein At3g54510
Exons: 10
Coding region: 62-2209 (715 amino acids)
Cellular component (GO): plasma membrane
Molecular function (GO): calcium-activated cation channel activity
Source: RefSeq, a predicted model, not a curated record